Messenger RNA from Pseudophryne corroboree (corroboree frog), 3924 nucleotides. It is a transcript of the gene SLC35H1, whose product is annotated as solute carrier family 35 member C2. Gene Ontology annotation, molecular function: protein dimerization activity; antiporter activity. The transcript has 4 exons. The record is from RefSeq and is a predicted model, not a curated record. Gene Ontology annotation, biological process: UDP-glucose transmembrane transport. The coding region runs from base 289 to 2418 and encodes 709 amino acids. Lineage: Eukaryota; Metazoa; Chordata; Amphibia; Anura; Myobatrachidae. Gene Ontology annotation, cellular component: Golgi apparatus; cis-Golgi network; endoplasmic reticulum-Golgi intermediate compartment.
UAUGGAAGAUUCUUCUCACGGUGGGACUGGUCCUUUUCUAUUACUCCUUCUCCAUUGGGAUUACUUUCUACAACAAGUGGCUACUCAAGGCGGCCAAGGCGGUUCAGCGGGGUGAUAUAAUAUCCUAUACCACUCGCAAUAAAAAGCACCAGUCGGAGACUAGCCGUUCAGCUUGACUUGACAUGCUUCCACUGACUCUUUCCAAACCAGACGAGACUAGAUGUAUGAAGGCCUUCUUGAAAUUUUUAUGGAAGGAUUUGAUAGCUGACUUCAAGCUGGUUUGCAAAAAUGGAAAACGACGACAUCAUAGCAAACCUUAAACGAUUUUCCAAGUUGGACUUUCAGGCAAAACAGGAACUGAUAGCUAAUGGAAGGCCAAUGCCUGAGCUUAAGGGCCUACUUCAAACGGCAGGACGAAAGAAAAUUACAUGGACAUUCCAAGUGGAGUGGUACCAACGAAAAGACUGGUUGUGCGGCUGUGCUACGAGGAAUCGCCUUUACUGCUUUCCCUGCCUUCUCUUCACCACCGUCGACAAUGUUUGGACUAACACUGGCUUUUGUGACUUAAAAAAUCUGCCAAGGAGCCUCAGCAAGCAUGAAAAGUCAGUAAUUCAUAGCCAAAGCCAAAUUACUUUAAAAACUUUUGGAACCUUAAGGAUAGAUCUGGCUUUGAAUGAACAGCGGAUAUUAAAUAUCAGCAUGCAUAAUGCUAAGGUAAAGGAAAACCGGGAGAUUUUAAAAUCCCUUAUUAAUGCCACUUGUUUCCUAGCCAAACAGGAGUUAGCAUUUCGUGGAAACGAUGAGAGUGCAAGCUCUUUUAAUCGUGGCAACUAUGUGCAGCUAUUACAAGCUUUUGCUGAGGAAAACGAAGAGUUAGCUAGGCAUUUGGAGACAUCCACUGUGUUUUCUGGCUUAUCAAACAGAAUACAGAAUGAUUUAAUUGAAGCAAUUGGUGAUGUGAUCCGAAAUGAUAUAAAAGAGGAGAUUAAUGCCGCCCCAUUUGUUGCAGUUGAAGUAGAUGAGACAACAGAUGUCACAAGCAAAGCCCAGCUCUCUGUGAUUUUGCGUUAUGUUGCUAAAAGUGAGGUGAAGGAGGCGUUUUUGGGUUUCGAUGAUGUGAGUGAAGAUAGACGAGCACCGGCUAUUGCUGAAUAUCUUUUGGGAGUGUUGGAGCAAUACAACUGUCUUAAAAAGCUGGUAUCUCAGACUUAUGAUGGAGCCUCUGUGAUGGCAUCAGAUCUUAAUGGGCUGCAGGCCAGGAUUAAAGAGAAGAUACCUGAAGCUAUGUUUAUUCAUUGUUAUGCGCACAAAUUAAAUCUGGUGUACUUGCAUUCAGCAAAAUGUAUGCCUCAGUGUAAAACUUUUUUUAAAACACUUGAGGGACUUUCUGGAUUUUUCAAUAAGUCGGCCAAGCGCACUCACCUACUUGAUGAUAUUGUGAAGCGACGUUUACCAAGAGCAGCGCCCACAAGAUGGAGCUCAAAUUCGAGACUAGUGCAGACGAUCAGCACGUACCAAUCUGAUAUACGUGCUAUGUUUCAGAUUAUGAAAGAAAAUCCUCGAGACUGGGACAAUGACACCCUGUACAUAGCCAAAGGAUAUGAUCUCUGGCUGUCAAAAGCAUCCACAUGCUUCUUCAUAAUGGCAUAUGAGGGCAUUUUCAAUGAAACCGAUGCACUCUUUCGUGUGCUGCAGAAUAAAAUAAUGGACAUUGGAUUCUGUUGUGCACAAAUCCGUGACACGAUGGGAGCAGUAGAUCGCCAGAGACAAGAGUUUGACAAUUUUUAUAAUCGAUUUGAGCAGAAAUGUGUCACCCUUGGUCUGACUGACAAUGCCCAAAGCAACCAGGUGAUAAGAGAUGAGAGGAAAAUAAUGUUUUAUAACAUUCUGGACAAUGUCUGUGUUCAAAUGAAAGCUAGGUUUGACCAUUUUUCUGAGCUAAGUUUCCUAGGUUUGGUUGAUUGCACAAAAUUUUAUGAUAUGUCCCAACAGUUUGACGACACCAAACUGCAGAGUCUAUCAAAAUAUGCUAAAUACUUUGACUUUGUUAGACUAAAGACUGAUCUUAAUGGCUUGUACAGCUCUGAAAUGGUGAGGAACGAAUGCAAAUCACCCACACAGCUCCUCAGCUUUGUGACCGAGAAUAAUCUUGUGCAAACAGUUCCCGAAGCGACAAAGUUACUCCAACUGGUGCUCACUAUACCAACAACGUCCAUUGAAAGGUCAUUCUCUGCUUUGAAACGACUCAAAACAUACAGUAGGAAUAAGACUGAUCAAGGGCGACUUUCAUCCCUGGCAAUCAUCUCCAUUGAGACAGGGAGACUUUUAAAACUAAAAGAAAAUAGAGAGGACUUCUACAACAAAGUCACUGAUAGCUUUAUCCAGAAGGAUGGGCGAAUGGACUUUAUUUACAAGUAAAGGUCAGGCCAUACAAUGUAUGUUUUCAUUUGAAUGACUAUGAAUAGUGGAACUGCAUUCAUAAAGCGGUGUGCUCGUUUAUAUGUGUUACUGUUUUUUCUCAACUGGAAUAAAUUAGAUUCUUUACAGAACUAUAACCACCUAUUGCAAAAAUCAAUAAAUCUUGAGUUGUUCAAAUACAGGUGAAUGAAUUUCUAGUUAUUGUGCUGUUGGCUUUGAGUAUUCCUGUGUUGUAAAUCCUAUUGAGAUACAGGAAAAUGUAUGUACUUAGGCAACCUGCCAAUUGAAUGGUGGAGUUAAGGUACCUCUUUUGGGUCCAUAGUAUGUGUGUGUAAAUCUGGCUCUGGUGCCAGCCAGUGCCUCACCAGCAACUGACCUCACGGCAUGCCACUGAACGGUUGGUAUAUCACUUUAUCUGACAGGCAAAUGGAGGCGAGUCCCUGAGAAGGGACAGUGGAUAAGCACUCUCUAGGCCUAUACCUAACGAAGAGUGAGCAUACUGAGUCACUGAAAGGGAUUAGGAGAGACAAGGAGCACUGGAAGCAAUGAUAGUGAUGGGGGAUAAACAUAAGGACGGAGGGCCCUGCUUUCUGCGAGAGCUUAUUAUUAGAGAUUGGUGAACAGUUGAAUGGUGUUCUGGGGAGAAGAGAAUGGUGGUCAUUCCGAGUUGCUCGCUAGCAGUUUUUUGCAGCCAUGCAAACGCUAUGCCGCCUCCCACUGGGAGUGUAUUUUAGCUUUAGAAGUGCGAACAAAAAGGUUCUUAGAGUGGCGGCAAACUUUUUUUUGUUGUUGCAGUUUUAGAUUAGCUCAAUACCUACUCAGCGCUUGCGAUCACUUCAGACUGUUCCGUUCCUGUUUUGAUGACACGAACACGCCCUGCGUUCGGCCAGCCACGCCUGCGUUUUUCCGAACACUCCCUGAAAACGGUCAGUUAACACUCAGAAACGCCCUCUUCCUGUCAAUCACUCUGCGGUCAGCAGUGCGACUGAAAAGCUUCACUAGACCUUGUGUGAAACUACAUAGUUCGUUGUAAUAGUACGUCGGGCGUGUACAUUGCGCCGCAUACGCAGAAGUGCCAUAUUUUUUUUACCUCAUCGCUGCAGAGAGAACGAAAGCAGCUAGCGAUCAACUCAGAAUGAACCCCCCCCUACCCCAAUGUCAGGUGAGAAGAAUGGAGAUUUAGUAGGCGGGAUUAUAGGUUUUGAUGAAAAUGUGAGUUUUGAGAGCAUGUUUGUAGCUGGUGAGACUGGCCGAAGCAUGACUUCAUGUUCUGUCCUGCAUUAGCCUACUACAGGACGCUAGCGAUAUCGUCAGGUUUGAUGUACAGCACAUCAAACCUGACGAUAACUAGCGACUGGGGGCACCCGCCUUUCUGGCAUACACAUCAAUGACGUGCAGUGGGGUGAGGCAGAGCUUUUGCUGUCAUACUAACGUUUGUGCCAGAGUUUUGACUGUAUAAAAUAUAAGAAAAAUACAGAAUUUUGUUUGAAACAACUUUCUCUGACG